CAGACGCUUAGGUAGCAAGACAGUUCUCCUCAGUUAACAGAAGAGAUAGUAAGGCGAUGGCGACAAUCGUUGUGGUUGUGUUGGCUGCCAUUGUGGCCACGACGCUCGGCCAGAAUACUAACCCAGAUAUCUCACCUCCUGAAGUUGUAUUCGACUGCUCCGCCAGCAAACCACAAACCAUCAUCAGGACUAAUCUAACAGGCGGCUUUUCUGAACACAAGACGUGGCCCUGGAUGGCGUUGCUUGGCUACAGAAACAAUCAAAGUAUAUAUUGGCCUUGUGGAGGAAUCUUGAUCAAUGAACAGUGGGUUCUUGCCCAUGCACGCUGCUACUUUGAUUUGGUCGUCACGUUGGAUAGGCUUGUGGUUCGUCUAGGAGAAUAUGAUCAUGCCGAUAACUUAGACGGAGCAGUUCACCAAGACUUCUCUGCGGCGAAUGCCUCCUUUCAUCCUUCUUAUUUCCAUGUAUAUCCACGACACAGUCUGGUGCUCAUCAAGUUGAAUUCCACAGUCUCCUUUCAGAAGUUCAUCAGCCCAGUGUGA
Molecule: messenger RNA, 542 nt
Organism: Portunus trituberculatus (swimming crab)
Lineage: Eukaryota; Metazoa; Arthropoda; Malacostraca; Decapoda; Portunidae
Product: trypsin II-P29-like
Exons: 6
Coding region: 57-542 (161 amino acids)
Biological process (GO): proteolysis
Molecular function (GO): serine-type endopeptidase activity
Source: RefSeq, a predicted model, not a curated record